AGUCACGUGUUUAUUGUGAAGAUGGCGUCUCCGAAUGGAGGUGAUGACUUUGAAACCUCUUUGUUGAGCUUUGAGAAGCUUGACAGAGCGUCCCCAGACCUUUGGCCAGAACAGUUGCCUGGAGUUGCAGAAUUUGCUGCGUCUUGUAAAAAUCCUAUCACUAAUUCACCACCAAAAUGGAUGGCUGAGCUGGAAAGUGAGGACAUAGAAAUGUUAAAAGAACUGGGUAGUUUGACCACAGCAAACUUAAUGGAGAAAGUCAAGGGACUACAGAAUCUUGCCUACCAGCUGGGUUUAGAGGAGUCCAGGGAAAUGACCAGGGGGAAGUUCCUGAACAUCUUGGAGAGGCCCAAGAAAUGACAAGGUUAUGUCUGCAAGCAACUAGAGACUAGGAACUCCACUUUGAAUCUGAUCUACACUGUUGUGUGGAACAUGUUUGCAACAGAGUUCAGACUUUGCAUUCAUAAAUGUAAUGAAGCAAAAUGAUCUGUGAUGAUAGCAGAGGCUCCAGACCACCUAAAGCGAUCUAAAAUGAGUACUUUUCAUUAACUGCAGCUUGUUAGCCUGCCUUGAUUAAAUGUUACCUAUUUAUUCUUCUUUCUACUUUAAACAUGAUUUAUCCUACAUUUUUGCAGUUUGUUAAGUUGUAUAAUAAAGUUUUAAAAUGAAAAGUU
This is a messenger RNA of Sphaeramia orbicularis (orbiculate cardinalfish), 674 nucleotides long. It is a transcript of the gene lin52, whose product is annotated as lin-52 DREAM MuvB core complex component. The record is from RefSeq and is a predicted model, not a curated record. Gene Ontology annotation, biological process: regulation of DNA-templated transcription. Lineage: Eukaryota; Metazoa; Chordata; Actinopteri; Kurtiformes; Apogonidae. The coding region runs from base 22 to 360 and encodes 112 amino acids. The transcript is spliced from 6 exons. Gene Ontology annotation, cellular component: DRM complex.